Molecule: messenger RNA, 5779 nt
Organism: Rhincodon typus (whale shark)
Lineage: Eukaryota; Metazoa; Chordata; Chondrichthyes; Orectolobiformes; Rhincodontidae
Gene: mettl5
Product: methyltransferase 5, N6-adenosine
Exons: 8
Coding region: 2411-3043 (210 amino acids)
Biological process (GO): rRNA methylation
Molecular function (GO): nucleic acid binding; rRNA (adenine-N6-)-methyltransferase activity
Source: RefSeq, a predicted model, not a curated record
UAAUUGUUACAGUCUCCCAAUACAUAAUUCCAUCAUGCUUAUCUACCACUUUAAAUUGACCUUUUGUAUUUACUCCACUUCAGUUCCAUCUCAUGAGUUUGACAGUUCUAUUCACAAUUUAGAGUCAUCGAGUCACAGAGAUAUACAGCAUGGAAACAGACCUUCAGUCCAACUUGUCCAUGUCAACAAGAUAUCCUAUGUAAAUUUAGUCCCGUUUGCUAGCAGUUGGCCCAUAUCCCUCUAAACCUUUCCUAUUCAUAUACUCAUCCAAAUGCCUUUUAAAUGUUGUAAUUUUACCAGCCUUCUCCACUUCUUACAGCAGCUCAUUCCGUACAUGCACCACCCCCGCAUGAAAAAGUUGCCCUUAGGUCCCUUUUAUAUCUCUCCCCUCUCACCUUAAACCUAUGCCCUCUAGUUUUGGACUCCCCCACCCUAGGGAAAAGACCUUGUCUAUUUAUCCUAUCCAUGCCCUUCAUGAUUUUAUAAACCUCUAUAAGGUCACCCCUCAACCUUCGACGCUCCAGAGAAUAUAGCCCCAGCCUAUUCAGCCUCUCCCUUUAGCUCAAAUCCUCCAACCCUGACAACAGCCUCAUAAAUCUUUUCUGAAACCUUUCAAGUUCCACAAAAUCCUUUCUAUUGGAGAGAGGCCUGCAUUGCAUGCAGUAUUCCAAAACUGGCUGAACCAAAGUCCUGUACAGCCACAACAUGACCUCCCAGCUCCUAUACUCAGUGCACUGACCGGUAAAGGUAAGCAUACCAAAUACCUUCUUCACUAUCCUAUCCACCUGCGACUCCACUUUCAAGGAACUAUGAACUGGAUUGCAAGGUCUCUUUGUUCAGCAACACUCCCCAGGACCAAUUUGUCACACAAUAAUGUACUCCUUGUGUAUAUCUGUUAAUUAAUAACCAGUAAAUAAUUUUUAUUUAAUUAAAUAUCUGUUUGAUGUGAAAAUACAUAUGUUUUGUAGAUGGAAACUAAUAGACUAUUAGAACAAUAGUAGCUGCUUUUACCACUAAUUUUGGUUUUGUUUUAUUUAUCGCAAUACCAGUUCACUACAGAUGGUUUCAUUCUUGCUGAGCUUCUUUCACUUGUUAAAAUUUAUUUUGCUAUUUUCUAUGGGGUAUUUUUACAUUUUUCAUAUUUCCAAAUCUUAUGACUUUUUUUCCAGAAAGUAUUGAGAAAAAAGUUGCUUUGAAAGUUGUGUCUUUUUAAAAAAAAGUAUAUUAGAGUUUUAAAAAGACACCUGGGUGAAAUAUGGAUAAAUAUGUCAAACUGUUACUGUUUCCUAUUGUAAAGUUGAUGAUAAAUAAUUUCUUAUUUUACUGGACAAUUAAAUAUAGCUUAUGUCAAAGGGGCAUUUUAUUCUUUUCGCACUGAAACAGAGACAAUAAAAAUCUGGAAUGUAUACAGGGAGAAAGGAUUUUUUAAUCGGAAUCAUGCACAAGCAGCAGAAAGGGGAUUCAGAAACAUAAAGCAGAUUGUCAAAACAGGAGUCAAAUAAAAACAAAGUACUGGAGAUGCCGAUGGAGAUCUGAAAUAAAAGCAGAAAGAAUUAGAACAACGUAAUCUUCCAAAGAAGAGUCAAAAUGGUCUGAACUCUUUCUCUCCACAGAUGCUGCCAAACCUGCUGAGUCGACCAAGCAAUUUUGGUUGUUAUAUCACCAAGUGUCUGCUUCAUCCGGUUGGGAGAUUGAAGUGAAAUACAAGCCUAAGACACAAAUAUCCGCAUAGAGCUGCAUCUCAAUUAUCAAUAAAUAGAUUUUACGAAAAUCCAGUACUCCUAGCCGGGAGUGCCAGUUGCAGCGAAUGAAGAGUUCGUGUUUGCGUCAAUGUUAAACUUGCAAUUUAAAUCUCGAUUAAAGAAUACGAUUACAUAUUACUGUGAAAUACAGAACGUGAUAUGGCAAUGAUUUUAGUUCCAAUGUUAUAGACACUAUUAUAUCCAUUACUGUACAAAGCUCUGGGUAAAUUUAAAUGUUUAGAGAACAAAAAUUAUCUUAUCCCUAUCGUCUCUCAUUUUUAAUUUUGAAGGAGACUUUAGUGUAUUUCCGGGACAGGAUUUUAGUAGUUGCAAUCAGCUAGGCAACAUUAACAGGGUAUUUGCUAUCUGCUACGGAACUCAGUGCUCAGCCACUUCGAAGGAUGCCGUUGUCUGAUCAACUAGUCUCGUUAAAGAGGAGAAGCAGUUUCAGGUGAAACUGCUAAAUUAGCGCAGGCUUGGCGUUUGAGCAUUAGGAACUAAGGAUCGGAAACCAAAACAACGUGACGGAGAAACUCAGCAGAUCUGGCCAGCAGGUCUGCUAAGACACAGUUAAUGUUUUGAGUCCAAUGGCUUUUCUUCGGAACUGCAGAAUUGGGCUGUGCUUGUAGUCGGAGGUUGGAGUUAGUUGCACACGGCCUGGAAAAACCAUGAAAGCUCUCAAGCUGAAGGAAUUGGAGAGUUUAUUGCAGCAAGUAGAUGUGUUUGAGCAGCCGAAGCUACUUCUAGAGCAAUAUCACACAAGCCCGCAUAUAGCAGCACAUAUGCUGUAUACCAUACACACAACAUUCGAUGACAUUAAGAGUAAGUUGAUUGGAGAUCUGGGGUGUGGAUGUGGAGUUCUAAGUAUUGGAGCAGCUAUGCUAGAUGCGGGAUUAUGCGUUGGAUUUGAUAUUGAUGAAGGAGCUCUCAACGUAUUUAACAGGAAUGUAGAAGAAUUUGAAUUGGCCAAUGUUGACAUGGUUCAAUGUGACAUCUGUUCAAUAACGACUGGCAAAUUAUCAAAGACUUUUGACACAAUAAUUAUGAAUCCACCAUUUGGAACAAAACACAAAGGUGUGGACAUGACAUUCCUCAAAAUUGCUUUAGAUAUGGCUAGAACAGCUGUAUAUUCUCUACACAAAACAUCAACUAGAAAUCAUAUUCAAAAGAAGGCUGAAGAAUGGAAGAUAAAGAUGGAAGUAAUUGCUGAGCUGAGAUAUGACCUACCAGCAUCAUAUAGAUUUCACAAGAAGAAAUCAAUUGACAUUGAAGUGGACUUCAUACGGUUUUCGUUUAAAUAAAUUCCAUCCCUCUGGAAGAUAUUCAAUGGAGGCAAUGCAGAGGCCAAAAUUAAAUAUAGUUAAAACACCUUGGAUCAGGCCAUGUGGUAAUUUCGUUUGGUUUACAGGUCAAAUUGAAUCCUACUGAUCAUCAACUUGAUCUUCUGUUUUCAGUUGUUUUGCUGCAGGCUCAUCUACAGUUACAGUUUCUUCAAGGGUUCUCUUCUUUGGACUGGUGACAGCUACAACAGAUCAAACAAGGCAGUUAAAAACAUUUGAGAACAAAAUUUAAAUAUUUCCAGCAUCUGUAUAGACAGUGUAUAACAGCUAAUUUUAUUACAGAAAAGUUUCAGGCUAAAUAAUUUUAUAGAAUCCCCUCAAAAGCUGAAUAAAAAUUGGUAGUUCACCUGGCAUUGGCAAGUACCAGGAACAACAAACGGCAUAACCUGCGCAGAGUCCUCCUCAAGCAUUAGAGGAAUUCUGCCAGAAUUGAAAGCUCCCUCCUAGAGCUGGUCAAAUGAUUAACCUGACAUCUAUAUUCAACAAUGUAGCACUCAUCUUCCAACACCAAAAAUCACAGGGUAUAUACUGUGCUUGAGAUAAGUGGUACACAAUCAAGGGUGGUCCUGCUAGUGCCCAUAGAUUCUGGACCCACAACAUCACAUGGCAUCAGAUGAAACAUGGGCAACAAAAGUGAUUUACAAUCCACCUCACCUGAGUUUAUGAAUCAAUGACACCACCGUUGUGCCAAAUAGCCUCAGGAUAAAUCUAGCAGAAAAUGAGACAUCCAAAAAGACAGGUAGUUCACCAGCAACAGAACUACAUUUCACCAUAUGUAACUUCAAGGCUCAGCUACCUCACUAGGGAUCUUGUGGCACAUUAUUAAUGUCCCUACCUCUGGACCAGAAGGCCAGGUUCAUAUCCCACUGAAACAAUCAAAGGUUCUUACAGCUUACUACUUCAAGGCAGGGUUUAACAAGGACUGCAGGCUUGCAUUCAAGCAGAAACAGCCAUACCUAGAUAAGUUAUAAACUCAGGAUUACAUGCAUGAUACACAGAAGCAACAUGUGCUAGAAAAAAACAAUUCCACAGCCAAUGAGAUCAAAUGUUUGUAUUUGUGUCAGAUCAAGUCACAAAUGGUGACCAGUUUGAUUGACUGGCAGAAAUGGUUCCACUUGGCUGAUUCCAUUUGCAAACAGUCAUCUGAAAAUGCUGAAUGAAUGAUCCAAACAUGCCCGUUGGCCUCACUGAAAUAGCAAGAACUGCAAAUGCUAGAGUCUGAGUCAAACAGUGGGGAGCUGGAGGAACAGUAGCUCAGGCAUGAUCAGUUCAGGCUGGUCAGGCACGGCCUCAUGAUGUGUCCAGCAUAAGUAGCCAUCAAGUUAAUUUCCUUCAAGCUAUUCCAGUAAAACUAAAUGUAAGCAUUUAUCCAAUAAUGAGAAAAAUGCCUAAGUCGGUAUAGUCAAGGAAAAGAAGGACAAUUCCAGUCAAGCAAUUCAGAUUGUGAACCCAUUCACAUUCCUUCCCUUUCUUCUAGUUUUACUUGUUACAUUCUGUCACCUUUAUCCCUCUCCCCUCCCACUCUACAUCAGCCCUGAAGAGUCAUCUAGAUUCGAAACUUUAGCUUGUUUUCUCUCCAUGGAUGCUGCCUGACCCACUUUGAUCUCCAAUUUUUGUUUUCAGUACACAUUCCAGCAUCUGCAGUAAUUUGCUCCUAAGUUACCAACCCAGUACUCUACUCGAAACUAAUGAGUAGUGUUGGUGAUACCAGCAAGUGGCACUUAAUACUCAUGGACACUCAUUUUGGAUUUGACUAGAACCAUCUUGCUCCAUACCUCAUUACAGCCUUAGUCCAAAUACUGAUCAGAGAACAGAAUUUGAGGACAAAAUCAAGGAGUUUCAAAAUUUUUGGCUCCACACUGUGCCAGCAUUGUGCUUUUAUCAGACAUGUCAACAAUGUGGCUGUGAGCCAGAGACAAACUCUUUGGCAGAGUAACUGACCCAAGUUCCAAAGCUCAUUCGCCGUUUACAAGGCACAAUUCAGGAGUGCAAGUGAAUACCCCAUUUAUCUAGAUUUGAGAUUCCAAUUACCACACAGGAUGCUUGACAACAAUUACAAAGAAGCCUACUUGAUCAGCACCAGCAGUCUGUACCAUGCACACUAAGCAACUUAUUUGAACCUGCCUUCAACACAUUCAAAUCCAUGACUUUUUUUUAAAAUGGCAAUGACAGAAGCAUACUGCAAAUGCCACAACUUUCAACCUCCCUUCUAAGCAACUCAACAUCCUGUCUUUGAACAAUAAAACUUUUCAUUCACUGUCAAAAAUCCUGCAACUCCACCCUUUAUACAUGCACCCACAUCAGAUGGGCUGCAGCAGUUCCAGACAACUCAUUACCAUCAAGGGCAAUUAGAACUCAACAAUUAAUACUGGCUGAUAUCUGCAUCCCAUGAAUAAAUUCAAACAAAACCAGGUAACCACAUUCUGUUUGGGUCAAAAAUCCAUAUCCCAGCAGUUUAUUCAAGAUUGACAAUUUGCACUUACUAAUUUCUUUCGUUUGUUCCACUCCCUCAUCACCAUCUUCAUCUUCACUCUCAAAUGUUGUUUUCUUGCCUUGGAACUGCACCCUUCGUCGACCCGAACUUCUCUUACCACCUCUUCGAGCUGUAAGCAAACAAGUCUUAGUAUUGUUUAAAAACAUUCAGAAAAUGUCAGCUGUCAAACAUGCACCAUCGCCAUUAAAGUUUUACCUUUGGUC